AUGUCCAUCAUUGACCGGCUACCGCAGAUGGCCCUCCAGACCGCUGGUCUUGAGAGAGACUACGAAAAGGCCGCCGCAGCAUCGGCGCGUCUGCUGGAUGCCGAGCGAGAUCGCGUGCGGCGCAUGGAGCAUUUGUUGCUUCAGUUCGAGCGGGACGCCCUGCGCUCGCAGUUGGACCAGGCCAAUGAACAGACCCUUCGACUGGCUAAGGCGGAGUCCGACACCUGUCAGCAGCUCGGUGAAGCAGAGAUCUCAAACCUCAGCCAUCAUUCGACUGGCUACAAUACAGCUCUCUCAGAGAAGCAGCGUCUGCUCCGAGAGACGACUGCGCUUCGGACCGAGGUUGAACGGCUGCAGGCGCAGAACUCAUCUUAUCAGGCCCUCGUUGCGGAAAAACGCGAACUGGAGCGACAGUUCAAUUCACUCGAAGUGGAACUCGAAAAUGAAAGGCAUGCCCACGGGCGCACGCAAACCAAGGCAUCCCAGCAAGCAGAGGAGCUUGCAAAGGUCUCCGCACGCGUCGAGGAAUUGCGCAGCGAGCUGGCAGUCGAAGCGCGGGCUCAGCAGCAACAGGAUCGAGAUAGCCGCCAGCAAGGGUGGGAGAGUCAGCGAGCGGUACUAGAAGGGAAGAUCGAGAGCCUGAAGAAACAGUUGCGGUCGACCAAGACCAAGUUACAGGAAGCCCAAGAAGAAUUGCAGCACCGGCGCAGCAUGAGGAUGGAGUCGGAGGACGCCUCAUAUUCGCGAUCUCGGAUGGUGCCCCUGCAGCGGGCUGCCCCAGAUUACCCUGCUGCCAUGACCAUUGCCACCCCCGGAGCGGUUCGGGUACAAGAGAAAGUGAAGAGACCCCAGGUGUUGCCGGGUGACAAAUCCGCGUUUUCCAUUACUCCGUUUCUCAACCGCACUGGGGCGCCGUCAGACUCUCCAAACAGUUCCGUAGCCGAGGCGGACGAGAUCCACCUGUCUGCAGACGAAUCGCAGAUAUCAAUUGCCAAAUAUCAUGCGAGCAGUCCGAAUAAAAAGCGCGCCGCAGCCCCUGUUACCUCCACCAAGAAUCCGGGGCAAAGACCCGAGGCCGGCGAAGGCAAGUCUGUCCUGACCGCAUCUCGCAAGGAAGCAAAGAAACCGGCCAGCCGCCUGGGGGGUCCGAUGCAGACCCGAGAUCUCAGCGACGAGCUCCCCGAUCCGCCGGCGGAAAACGGGGGGGUGAAAGUCAAGAAGCGCAAGCUGGGCGCUCAACGAGAUCGUCUGUUUGACGAGGAGGAGGAGGAGGAGGAGGAGGGGGAAGAACUCGAGACCCGAAAGCCUGGGCGCAAGCUCGCCCUGGGGAAUUCGGUGGUCCCUGUGACCGGCGGACCUCGAGCGCUUGGAUUUGGCGCACCGGUGGGGUUUUCGCCGCUGAAGCGAGACCGGAAGCGAUGA
Molecule: messenger RNA, 1422 nt
Organism: Penicillium lagena
Lineage: Eukaryota; Fungi; Ascomycota; Eurotiomycetes; Eurotiales; Aspergillaceae
Exons: 2
Coding region: 1-1422 (473 amino acids)
Source: RefSeq, a predicted model, not a curated record